Molecule: messenger RNA, 1416 nt
Organism: Portunus trituberculatus (swimming crab)
Lineage: Eukaryota; Metazoa; Arthropoda; Malacostraca; Decapoda; Portunidae
Product: ubiquitin domain-containing protein 2-like
Exons: 5
Coding region: 529-1227 (232 amino acids)
Molecular function (GO): protein binding
Source: RefSeq, a predicted model, not a curated record
CACCAAAUUAACAAUUGACUACUGAAAAGGUAGACAGAACAGGAAACUAGGCAACGGUAGUGUAAGAAGCAGGUCAAUAAGCGAGUGUGUGGUGGCCGCCCCCGAUAAGAUAUUGGAAUCAGCCAUCAGAUAGUGACAGGCGACAGCUGAAUCUGACCUCUGCUGCUGCUCACACAGGGGAUACAGCGGCACAGGACAGGAGAGACCCAUAGUGCAGGGUGUUGAGUGCGUGGUGGAGACAUUCCCGGUGUUGCAGUGUUCAGCCUUGGUCCCCCACAGUAACACAGCAACGACACUGAGACAGCCGUCCCUUGCGGUGGAUGGUCCCGUCGCGCCACCCCAAGGCGUCCCCCGGGCCAGACGAGGCGUUCCUCCCCAGCAGGCGGUAGCGGGCGGCGUCCCUGCAGCAGCACAGCACAUAGUAACAGCAGGGUCAGGGGUCGCUGUACCCCGGCCAGCAGAGAGCAGUGGGGUGGUGAGGAUGACCCCGCCCGACCUGGCUCCGCGCCCCUCACAGCCGCGGGCGGGAUGGGCGGCUGUGUAGGCGCCCCCAGGGAAACCACCCCCAGUACCGCCUCUCCUGGGGGGGGCGCCGCACCCCUGACAGGCAAGAAUGUCCCGCUCCGCCAUGAGAGGAUCCGCUGGAAGUCUGACAUGCCUCUCACGGAGAGCCAAGUGCGCAGCAAGCGGGAGGAGUUCUGGGACACAGCGCCGGCUUUUGAGGGUCGGCGGGAGAUCUGGGACGCUCUGAAGGCUGCGGCGCUGGCCAUCGAGACCCAUGACUACAACCUGGCCCAGGCCAUCAUUGACGGGGCCAACAUUACGCUUCCCAACGGUGCCUUGACAGACUGCUACGAUGAGCUGGGCACUCGAUACCAGCUGCCUGUGUACUGCCUCUCCUUCCCGCUCAAUAUCCUGCCACGCUCCCCAGAUAAGGAGGGACAUCCAGAGGCAGAGGGCAGCAUGGAAGGAGAGGCUCUGGUGUUAAGAGUCCGCCUCUCUACCACCAGCGUGGACACUCGCCUCACUGUGCGCUCCACCGACACCAUCGCCACCGCCAAGAAAAAGCUUGAUCUGCAGGAGUCACUGGAGGGAAGGAGACAGCGAUGGUUCUACUGUGGGAAGCUGUUAGGUGACCGGCUGUUGAUUUGUGAGUGCAACAUUCACCCAAGCUUCAUAAUUCAGGCCAUCAUAUCUGAAGAGGCUCUGACUGCUGUGGGAAGCUGAGGGGAUGGAGGAAGGGAUGGAUGGAUGGAUGGAUGAAGGGUGAGUGUGUGUGUGUGUGUGUGUGAGAGGGAAGGACUGAGAGAGAGAGAGUUAGAGAAUAAUUUUGGAUUUUGGUUUGUAAGUGGUGGAUUAUUUGGAGAGAGAGAGAGAGAGAGAGAGAGAGAGAGAGAGAGAGAGAGAGAGAGAGAG